Molecule: messenger RNA, 887 nt
Organism: Hippopotamus amphibius kiboko
Lineage: Eukaryota; Metazoa; Chordata; Mammalia; Artiodactyla; Hippopotamidae
Gene: CDC42EP5
Product: CDC42 effector protein 5
Exons: 3
Coding region: 372-833 (153 amino acids)
Source: RefSeq, a predicted model, not a curated record
CCUCCCGCCCCCACACUCAGCCCGGAGGGGCCUCAGCUUUUCCACCGCUGCUUUCUGGUCCUUUAAAUCCUAGAGGCAAAUUUUGGGGGGAAAGGAAGGCUGGGAGAGGCCUCCGCCUUAACCCUCUCUGCCCCAGAGGGACUGAGCUGGGCUGGGCAGUGACUCUGCGCCCCUUUGGGUUCCUACCAUGGCCCCCGAGAGGGGCUGACACUUCAGUGCCCGGUGGAGGUGAGAUCCGCCCGGAGGAAGAAGGAAGACGGCGCAGGGCCUGGGACUGGGAGGCGGAGGCAGGCUCCGGACCAAGAAGAGGAGGGUCCCAGCUUGAGCCGGAGCCUGAGAGCUCGCCUGCCCGGUUCUUCGAGGACCACGAGAUGCCGGUGCUGAAGCAGCUGGGCCCCGCGCAGCCCAAGAAGCGGCCGGAGCGCGGGGCCCUGUCCAUCUCCGCGCCGCUCGGCGACUUCCGGCACACUCUGCACGUGGGGCGCGGCGGCGACGCCUUCGGGGACACUUCGUUCCUGAGCCGCCACGGCGGCGGGCCGCCCCCUGAGCCCCGGGCGCCGCCCGCGGGGGCCCCGCGCUCCGCGCCGCCGCCCGCCGUGCCGCAGCCCCCGCCGCCCGCCCUCCGCGCGCCCGCGCCCGCCGACCCGCUGCUGUCCUUCCACCUGGAUUUGGGCCCCUCCAUGCUGGACGCGGUGCUGGGCGUCAUGGACGCGGAACGCCCGGGCGCCGCCGCCGCCAAGCCCGACGUGGACCCCGGCUCCGGGGCGCAGCACCCCAGGGCCCGCUGCCUCCCCAACGCGGACCUCGAGCUGGACGACGUCAUCGGCCUGUAGGCACCCCCAUUCCCGGCGCCCUUACCGUCCGGCGCCCCACUUCUUUAUGCAUAA